AUGCUGGAAAAGCGGCAGUGGCAGUGCAGGGAUGUACCAGCUCCCCCCCUUCCUCCUCCUCCUAGUUGCUAGGUCCCUGCCCUGCACUGUCUCCGUAUAAAAGCGUCACCACCCUUCCAGUUGAUCUCAGUCCCUGCCACUUGCAGAUCUAUCACCGAGCGGCCCUCCUCCCCUCAGAGCCCCGGGGUGGAGCGGGCAACCGUGAUGGCCACUGUGGUGGUGGAAAUAGACUCGGAGCCAUCUUGUAGCAUCCCCAACCCUACCUCGUCCAGCCUUUCACACCGCUUCCUGGACAACAAAUUUUACCUGUUGGUGGUUAUCGGCGAGCUGGUGACUGAGGAGCAUCUACGGCAGGCCAUCGCCAACAUCGAGCGAGGAAUCCGGUCAUGGGACACAAACUUGAUUGAGUGCAAUUUAGAUCAAGAACUGAAACUUUUUGUGUCUCGCCAUUCAGCUCGAUUCUCUCCUGAAGUUAAAGGUCGGAAAAUUCUUCACCAUACAAGUAAUGUCUUAGAAACUGUAGUCCUGAUCAAUCCCUCAGAUGAAGCAGUUAGUACUGAGGUGCGUUUAAUGAUCACAGAUGCUGCAAGACACAAACUCCUUGUACUAAGUGGACAGUGCUUUGAAAACACAGGAGAACUCAUUCUUCAGUCAGGGUCCUUUUCCUUCCAAAACUUCAUUGAGAUUUUCACGGAUCAAGAGAUUGGUGAAUUACUGAGCACCACCCACCCUGCUAAUAAAGCCAGCUUAACUCUUUUCUGUCCUGAGGAAGGGGACUGGAAAAAUUCUAACCUUGACCGACACAACCUUCAAGACUUUAUUAAUAUUAAACUCAACUCAGCUUCCAUAUUGCCUGAAAUGGAAGGACUCUCUGAAUUCACAGAGUAUCUGUCAGAAUCUGUAGAAGUACCAUCACCCUUUGACAUUUUGGAACCCCCAACCUCAGGAGGCUUUUUGAAACUCUCCAAACCCUGCUGUUAUAUUUUCCCAGGUGGAAGAGGGGACUCUGCAUUGUUUUCAGUGAAUGGAUUCAACAUGCUUAUCAAUGGAGGAUCUGAAAGAAAAUCUUGCUUUUGGAAACUUAUCCGACAUUUGGACCGGGUAGAUUCCAUUCUGCUCACUCACAUUGGAGAUGAUAACUUGCCAGGAAUCAAUAGCAUGCUUCAGCGAAAGAUAGCCGAAUUAGAAGAGGAACAGUCCCAAGGGUCUACUACCAACAGUGACUGGAUGAAAAAUCUGAUCUCACCUGAUUUAGGAGUUUUAUUUCUUAAUGUACCUGAGAACCUGAAGAACCUGAAUCCUAACUUUAGAAUAAAAAGUAGUAUAGAAGAAGCUUGUUGUACUCUCCGGUAUUUAAAUAAACUGUCUAUGAAACCAGAACCUCUUUUCAGAAAUGUAGGAAAUACCAUUGACCCCAUCAUUUUAUUUCAGAAAAUGGGGGUUGGCAAACUUGAGAUGUAUGUGCUCAAUCCUGUCAAAAAUAGCAAAGAGAUGCAAUACUUUAUGCAACGGUGGAGUGGUACUAGCAAAGAUAAAGCUGAAUUUCUGCUACCAAAUGGCCAAGAACUAGACAUUCCAUUAUCCUAUUUCACUUCUGUCUCAUCCCUGAUUGUGUGGCAUCCAGCUAAUCCUACAGAAAAAAUAAUCCGAGUUCUAUUUCCUGGAAACAGCACCCAAUAUAAUAUUCUAGAAGGAUUAGAAAAACUCAAACACUUAGAUUUCCUUAAACAACCAAUAGUUACACAAAAAGACCGAACUGUAAACAUUGCUAGUCUGGCUGUGAAACAAGAAAAGGUGAAACAACGAACAGACAGCAAAGAGAAUCUCAAGCCUGCUGCAAAGACACCACCAAGCAAGAUAGUCAGAAAAGAAUCUAAAGAAGAAACACGGGAGCCUGCAAAGCCCAGUCCAGCACUGGAAAAGACUCAGAAAUUAGAAAGCAAAGAAAAAGUUCCAGUUAAAAAAGAGAAACCAGCCAAAACAGAGACCAAACCUAUAGUGACAGAAAAAGAUGGAACAAGCAAAGAAGAGCAAAUAGUGAAAUCUGAAACUCCUGAAAAACAAGUUACAGAUGUAAAAUCAAAAGUGGCAAAGGAGAAGACAGUGAAAAAGGAAGUCAAAACAAAACCUGAAGAAAAGAAAGAGGAAAAGGAAAAAACAAAGAAAGAGAUUUCUAAAAAAGAGGAGAAAAUACUUAUCAAAAAAGAGGAAAAACAGAAAAAAGAAGAGAUCAAGAAAGAAGUUAAAAAAGAUGUGAAAAAGGAAGAGAAGGAAAGUAAAAAGGAAGUAAAGAAAGAUGCUCCACCAAAGGAAGCUAAAAAAGAAGCGAAGAAGGAACUUAAGAAGGAAGAAAAAGAAGCCAAAAAGGACAUCAAAAAGGUUUCUAAAGAAGCAAAGAAGACAACUGGUCUUUCAACUGAAGCCAAAAAGCUAGCAGCAAAGCCUAAAUCACAAAAGAAGGAGGAGCCUGUUAAAAAGGAAGCAGUACCUGCUGGAAAGCCAAAGGAAAAAGGAAAAAUUAAGACUGUGAAGAAGGAGAUCAAAUUCAGUGGAGCACAAGUUGCCCUUGUAGCAGUUGGAACUACUGCCACAACUGUAACAGCUGUAGCAGCUGCAGAAAUUACAGGUAGUGGAAAAGAACUUGAAGUGGAAAGAUCCCUUAUGUCUUCACCAGAGGAUUUAACAAAGGAUUUUGAAGAAUUAAAAGCUGAAGAAGUAGAAACAAUAAAAGAAACAAAACCUCAGGUUGCAUUCAUAGAGGAUGAACUGAAACUCACUGGCAAAGAACAAAAAGAGGCCUUUGAUUCCCAAAAAGAAAAAUUAGAAAAUGAAGGACCUUCAGAGUCCUCUGAUGAAGGUAUAACAACCACAGAGGCUGAGUGUGAACAGACACCUGAAGAAUUGGAACCAGUGGAAAAGCACAGGGUUGAUGACAAUGAAAAAUUUAAAGAUGAGGGAGCUGGCUUGGCAGAAUCAUCUGAAGUGGAAGAUUAUGAGGAAAAGGCAGAGACAGAAGAUGCUGAAGAACAAGGUGAAGAUGAGGAAGAAAAGACAUCAUUGGACACCACAAAACUAUACAUGGAAGAAGCAAGAAUAAUGGAAGAGAGUUCAGAAGAAAUAAUGGUCAAAGCAGAUGCUAGCAUUAAAGAUGAAAAAUAUAUUGAAAAGGCAGAUUAUGAGGCAUCAGGUGAACAAUAUGAAGAAGACAGGGAAGAAGCAGUAGAAAAGGCAGAAACUAAAGAAACUGAGGAAGAGGAGGAAGACAAAACAGAAGAUAAAGAAGAUACUGAAAAAAUAGAAGCUAAAGAAGAUUAUGUGAUGGCUGUUGUAGACAAAGCUGCAGAAGCUGGUGAAGUUGAAGAUAAAUAUGGCCUACUCAUAAUUACACCAACAAAAUGCUCAGAGCCUCAGUCUCCAGCAGUUGAACUGGCCUCACCAAUCCAUGAUGAGACAUUACCAGGUAAUUCAGAAAGUGAAGCUAUUGUUUCUGAUGAAGAAAAUAGAGAUCAACCUGAGGAAUUCACUGCUAUUUUGGGUUAUACACAGUCUACUACCGAAAUACCCAGUGAACCAACUUCAAUGGAUGAAAUGUCUACACCCCGGGAUGUCAUGAGUAAUGAAACUAACAAUGAGGAAAGUGACUCAACUUAUCAGGAGUAUGCGAACAUCACCAAGUAUGAGACAUCACUAUACUCUCAAGACUUUGGUAGACUUAAGCUUUCUACACUUCUGGAUGCUUUUAAUGGAUUAUCUGAAGGAACCAAAACAGAGGCCACAGAAGGUAGAGACUAUAAUGCCUCAGCUUCUACCAUCUUGCCACCUUCUUCAUUAGAGGAAGACAAAUUCUGCAAAUCUGCAUUCCAGGAUGUAUACUGGCAAAAAGAAAAUGAAACCCAAGGCACUACUAAAUUAGAAAUCAAAGAAACCUGUUCAGAAAAUGUUGGUGGAAAAUGUAGUCCAGCCAAGAGUCCAUCUGAGAAUUUGUCUCCUCUAUCACCAGUUGUCAAAACACCACUGAGUGAAUGUAGUGUGAACUUUUCACUUACUCCCAAUGAGAUCAAGGUCUUGGCUGAGAAUGUCCCCAUUGCUACAUUGCCUGAUGUACAUCAAGAAGUUGCCAAAGAGCACUGUGCAAGCCUUGAAGAUAUAACAUUAGAAGUAGUAUCUCCCUCACAGUCUGCUGCUGGUAGUGCUGGCCACACACCUUAUUAUCAGUCUCCCACUGAUGAAAAAUCCAGUCAGCUUCCCUCUGAAACCAGUGAAAAGUCAACAGAAGCUCCAGUUAGCUUUGAAUUCAGUAAAGUCAUAGAUGAGUCUUCAAAACCCAUAAUAAGCCCUAUGGAUGAACCUGUGCCAGAUUCAGAAUCUCCUAUUGAAAAGGUUCUCUCGCCUCUACAGAGUCCACCACUGAUAGGUUCAGAGACCACUUACGAUACAUUUUUGAGUGAUGAUGUAAAGUGUCCCACCAGAGAUUAUGGAAGUCCCUCUAAGGGAAUACCUGAAAAAGAAAAAACACCUGUUCAGAUGAGCCCAGCUUCUGAAGGCAGCUCUGUGGGCCUUUGCCAAGAAAAAAAAGAUGAAAAAAGCAUGGAGUUUAUGGUAAUUAAGGAAAGCUUCAGCCUAGAAAGGAAAGUGGAGGAUACAGAACCCAGCAACUCUCAGUCUUCAUUGGUCUUGGAUGACCAGAAGUUAACAGGUGAUCUCUCACCUACUCAAAUAGAUAUCAGUCAGUUCAGUUCUUUAAAAGAAGACACCAAAAUGUCAAUUUCUGAAGGCACUGUUUCUGACAAAUCUGCAACUCCUGUUGAUGAGGUUAUAGCAGAAGACACCUAUUCCCAUAUAGAAGGAGUAGCUUCUGUCUCUACAGCAUCUGUUGCUACUAGUUCAUUUCCAGAACCAACUACUGAUGAUGUAUCUCCUUCUUUGCAUGCUGAGGUUGGAUCCCCCCACUCUACAGAAGUUGACGAUUCCUUUUCAGUGUCAGUUGUACAAACACCAACAACGUUUCAGGAAACAGAAAUGUCUCCGUCUAAGGAGGAGUGCCCAAGGCCUAUGUCGAUUUCUCCACAAGAUUUCUCACCUAAAACUGCAAAAUCAAAAACCCUUAUGCAUGAUCACAGAUCUCCUGAUCAGUCAGUAGAAUUUGGUCAGGAGUCCCCUGAGCAGUCUUUAGCAAUGGACUUUAGUAGGCAAUCUCCAGAAUAUCCUACUGUAGGCAUAAGUAUACACCAUAUAUCUGUAAAUGGACCAACAGAAGUAGAUUAUAGCCCUUCAGAUAUACAGGAGGCAACUUUUGCACAGAUUUCCCCUGUGGAGCAGACAUCUUACUCUCAGGAGAAGGAUAUUUCAGAAAUUAUUUCAGUUUCUCAAACCGAAGCUUCAUCUUCAACUUCAUCAGCUCAUACACCUUCCCAGGUAACUUCACCACUGCUAGAGGAAACUUUUUCAGGUGCUGUUUCACCCAGAGAUAUGUCACUACAUUCUUCUUUUACCUCAGAAAAGGUACUGAGCCUAGGAGAAAGGCUGUUUCCAAAGUCUGACCCAUCUCCACUAACUCCAAGGGAAUCUUCUUCUCUAUACUCUCCUAGUUUUCCAGAUUCACCUCCUGUAAUCACAGAAGUAGUUUCAGCUAGUUACACAUCUUCAUUGUCACUGCAAGUGUCCUCUGACAAAGCAUUUGGUAAACAGGCUGUCAUAUUACGGGAACCUCUAACAAAGCACAGCCCAGAACUUUUAUUCAACCCAGAAAAAAUAGAUUCACCGAUAAGCAGUAGGUCACCAGAAGAGCUUAGUUAUUCUUAUGAGGCCACAGAGAAAACUACUAGGUCACCAGAGGAUAUUAGCUACUCCUAUGAGGCAGUUGGAAAAUCUACUAGAUCAUCUCAGGCCACAGAUUAUUCCUAUGAGACAACAGGGAAAACCACCAGAUCACCUGGGACCAUAGAUAUUUCCUAUGAGAGAAUUAGGAAAGCUAACAGAUCACUUGAUGCUAUGGAUUCUUCCUAUGAGACAACAGGGAAAACCACUAAGUCACCAGAAGCCAUUAGCUACUGCUAUGAGACAACUGGGAGAACCACCAAGUCACCAGAGACCAUGGCUUACUCCUAUGAAAUAACUGGGAAAGCCACCAGCUCACCUGAAGUUAGUAGCUAUUGCUAUGAAGCAAGUGUACAUCUUACUCCAGGAAAAUCAUUAGCAGAAUCUUGUCAGGAUGUUGAUUUAUGUCUUGUGUCCUCCUGUGAAUAUAAACAUCCUAAAACUGAACUUUCACCUUCAUUUAUCAACCCAAAUCCCCUUGAGUGGUUUGCAAUGGAACAGUUUAAAGAUCAAGAAAAGCCAUUAACUCAGUCUGGGGGAGCCCAUCCACCUUCUGGGGGAAAGCAGCAAGAGUGUCAGUGUGAUGAAACCCCUCCCACAUCAGUGAGCGAUUCUGCCCCAUCUCAGACUGAUUCAGAUGUUCCCCCUGAGACUGAGGAAUGUCCUUCCAUCACUGCAGAUGCUAACAUUGACUCAGAAGAUGAAUCAGAAACCAUUCCAACAGACAAGACAAUUGCAUACAAACACAUUGACCCACCACCUGUCCCAAUUCAGGAUCACAGCCCUUCCCCUAGGCACCCUGAUGUCUCCAUGGUUGAUCCAGAGGCUUUGCCAGUCGAUCAGAAUUUGGGUAAAACUUUGAAGAAGGACCUCAAAGAAAAGACAAAACCAAAAAAGCAGGGCACUAAGACCAAGUUGUCUUCUUCUGUUAAAAAAAGUGAUGGUAAAUCAAAGCAAGCGGCUUCACCAAAACCAGAUGUAAGAGAUUCUUUAGACAAAAAUUCCCAAACAGAUUCUCCAAAAAAGGAGUUUGUGGAGAAGAGAACCAAAAAUAUCUCUAAUCCAGAUGUAAAGUCCCAAGUGGAAGAGAAAGAUAAGGAUACCAAGAAUGCAACAAAUACAACAGCAUCCAAGUCAACAAAGACUGCAACCACAGGAUCUGGGAAUACUAAGUUGGCAAAAUCUAUGGUGGUGCCUCCAGGACCUCCAGUGUAUUUGGAUCUGGUGUAUAUUCCCAACCACAGCAAUAGCAAGAAUGUCGACAUUGAGUUUUUCAAGAGGGUGCGGUCAUCCUACUAUGUGGUGAGCGGGAAUGAUUCUACAGCCGAGGAACCAAGCAGGACUGUUCUGGAUUCCCUGCUGGAGGGCAAAGCCCAGUGGGAGAGUAACAUGCAGGUGACCUUAAUCCCAACCCAUGACUCAGAAGUGAUGAGGGAAUGGUACCAAGAGACCCAUGAGAAACAGCAGGACCUCAACAUCAUGGUUUUGGCAAGCAGCAGCACUGUUGUCAUGCAAGAUGAAUCUUUUCCCGCAUGCAAAAUUGAACUGUAAGAAUGAGACCAUGUACCACAACAUUAAACUUUGUUUCCAGAAAUUCUUCAGUUUGAAAACACCUUUUAUAAAAAUUAAACCCACCUAUUUUAGCUGCUGAACUAUAUACCUGCCAAAUGCUUUACUGUGUCACAAUGAUGUAAGUCACUAAUAUUUUUCAGUCUUUGAUAAUUACUAAGGGAAAUGACAGUAUUCCCACAGUAGGAUUCAUAGUACUGUGACAAUACAGAUCCAGUUUCAUCUCCUCUGAAUGUUUGGAAAGCAUGCACUAGCAACUCCAACUGACUUCCGUCAGAUAGGCAUUUGCCCUCUAAAGAAACACAAAGAGAGAGAAAAAGAGAGAGGGUUAGGAGGAGAAAGUAAUAAAAAAUUAGAUCUGCGUUAGUCUCAUGGCAACAGAUGUAUCGCUUGCUGCAGUUUGCUUAUGCUCUCACAUGAAAAGACAGUUUUUUAAAUUUGUAUCAUUCUGAGCUAUAGCAAAGGGAGUCCUUACUUUACAGAAUUGUUAGCUGGAAAAUAAGAAGCGGCAGAAUGUGGCUGGGAAGGGAUGUACAACCUAAACUCUCAUUAGCAGUUUUCCACUUUAAUUUGAACUCUGCAUACUGACAUACCAUAACAAUCACAGGCCAAAUAUACACAUAGUCUGAACCCCAUUCAGAAAUUUAAAACUUUCCUUUCAACAUGCAGAACUGUUGGUCUAAGGCAUGCUCCCAGUGAAAAUACACUUACGCCACUCAGAACUGACCAGUCCACAUGCUUAAACAGUCAUGUCAACUGUUGAUUGACUGAAGUAAAAUACCAAAGCAGUUAGAAGUACAUACAGUAUACAAUUUGCCUUAGAACGUGACUUCAAUGUAUAAAGAAACUUGCACUUAUUUUUUACUGUUGAGACAUCAAAUUUAUAAAACAUCUGUGUAGGAUCAUAGUUACACCAGUAAAGUGUGAGUGUGCAUGUAUGGUACUAGAAACCUAUCUGACUAGUCAAACAGCUUGGUGCUAUGAAUUACAUAUGUUAGUUAUGUGUGCACUUCAUUGAUGCACCUGGACAGCUCAACAAGGCAAGACAAGCAUUUUUUACAAAGUUUCUUUUGUAUUGUGGAAGCAAGAUUGAAGUGGUGUCCACUAUGAGAGUUGCAAAACUUAGCAAAACAUUCAGGAUGAUGAAAAAGGUUACCUGCAAGUCUGUACAGUAUUAAACCUUCCUUGGUUUUACCUUGUUUUAUUUGUUUAAUUUAAGAGUGAAUGGGUGUGUUGGGUCUGGAAUAAAUGUACAGAAACCUUUCUUUUAGUGCUGCAUGAACUUUUAAUAGAUGAACUUUUAACAAAAGUCUUAAUUUACAGGAAAAUGCAAAGAAAAAAAUCAGGUAAAGGCAAAUUUUUCUUAGUAGUUUUGUAAGAUAAAUGAAUAAUUUGUUUAAGGUUCUAGUAAGAAUGGAUAUUGAGGUAAAAUUUAUUGAAAAUAGUCAACUACCAAUACCUUGCAGUGGGGGGCACCCUGGUGGUAAAAUUAACCUAUUGAUGAUAACAGAAAAUGGGAUUUGAAAUGUUGAUUGCCUAAUAUUUACAAGGGUGUAGCCUACAUUCUAAACCCUCACAAGAUCUUGAAAAAAGAUACAAUAAACUAAAACAAGUCUUUCCUUUCCUUUCCUUUCCUUUCCUUUCCUUUCCUUUCCUUUCCUUUCCUUUCCUUUCCUUUCCUUUCCUUUCCUUUCCUUUCCUUUCCUUUCCUUUCCUUUCCUUUCCUUUCCUUUCCUUUCCUUUCCUUUCCUUUCCUUUCCUUCCUUUCUCCCCUUCCUUACCUUCUUAAGACUGCUUGCAGAGGAAACAGCAUAUAGAACAGUUCCAUGAUUUAAAAUAGUCUGGAUUUUUUUAAUCUCAGAAGUUUUACCCCAAUAAAAACAUAUUGUUACAUCGUAGAAGGUUUGUGAACUGGAAUUUGAAGAAUGUACAAAAGCCUCCAAAAUGGAGAUAUGUGCUGGCCUGUAUGAUUCACCCUUAUGGCUGGUAUUAAGUUUCACAGUGUAGUGGACUAUGACCUCAUUUUAUUUUAGUUACUUAUAAUUUAUUUCAAAUUUACAUUCUUUAGGAUAUUUUUAUUUAAUAGGCAUAUGUUUGCACUCCUAAUUUUUGUGAUUUUUUUUAAAUAUAUACUGCUUUACAACCCUUUAAAUGUGGGCUCUUGAGGCCUAUUUAAUACUGUAAAUUACUGUUUGUCAGGUGUUGGGAUUUUCAAUUUAUUUUUAACAUUAUCUUUUUUUUGGUGUCUCUAGCAAUACUGCUUUAUUAAGCUUUUAAGUUGUAAAGAAUAACUCAGAAUGACUAUGGCACAGAAGACAGAUGGAAAUGUAUUGUGAAAUUAAGCAUUUUUUCUGGGCUUAUAAUCAUUAACUUAAAAUUGCCUUUGUAAUAUGUAGACUGCAAAGCUAUAUUUCUGCAAUUCUUUCUGUUUUGUCUACUUUCUUACAUAGGUAAGAUUUCAAACUUUUUGAGUGGGUAGGAACAGAUUUUCUGACAAUAUCUGAAAUGUUUUAUACCUCUGCUUUAAUAGAAAAUCUGUUUUAAGUACAGCAGUGAUCCAGAGACUAAUCUAACUUAUGCCAAUGUGAAUCAGGAAAAAUUUCACUGCAAUCAGAGAAGUUACAGUCAUUUGGUCCUACUGUAAAUUAAAUUAGAAUCAAGCCUUAAAUCUCCCCAAGUAAGUUUGUGAUGACUUAAGCAUUUGUUUUACUUUAAAAAAAAAAAAAGUAGUUAAAACCGAUCUUAAAAUGUACAUUCAUUUUUUGCUACUACAAUAAUAUUAAAAAAACCGUCUGGCUCUUCUGAGGUAUUGUAAUGCCUAUUCCAUCUAUUCCCUUUUAAAUGGCAACUGUGUCUGGGUGUAACACAGUGAUGAACUCCUCCAUUAGCUUCUUUUACCCUUAAUGUCUUUACUGCCUGUGGAACUAAUCUAACUGUGCUAGUUAUAAUACUACACGAUUAACUUAGUAGCAGUCAUCAAAAUGUACUGUGUACAUUAACGAUGAGUGCUGUUGAUCAGCGUAGAUUUCUAGGAGCAUGGUUUGUUAUUGAUUAAUUAUAAAAAAUCAGUAUUUGAGUGCAAAGGACGCUCAAUUUAAACUAUGGUAUUAUACAUAAUAGCAUGCCCAGUCAUGAUCUUUAUGCUAUUACUAUACUCUUUCAUAAAAUUAAAUGAAGAAUUAACUUUAGAAAUCACCUUCCACUCCUGAACUUGGACAGGGUCUCUCUUGCAUGCCUUUUCCAAGUCCUGUGGUGGGCCUAACUUCAUUGACCUCAACUUUUCACCCCAUCUUUUAUAGAAUUCAUUUUUGAUUUUUUAAAAUUAUCUUACAUACUGUGGUGAAUGGAGGUAACUGUGUAUAUAAUUAUUUUUAAUUGUCUACAAUAGCUUAUGCAUUUUAGGACAGUUCUGGUACUCAUUUACUAAUAUUUAAUCAAUUUGUUGAAUUUUCAAUCUCUCCCACCGCAAGCAAGUCAGCUCCACAGAGCACUUAAUGUGCAUUUGGGACAUUUUUGUCAUAUGCUUCACUUUGCUCAUCUGUUGCCAGAGGUUCUUGUUCAAUAAUGAUGUUUUGAGACAAAUAGUAAUUUUGCUGGUCUGGGCUUAUUAGAAAAGGAAAAAGUAUAAUGUUUGCACUUGAAAGAAACUGUAAGCUUUCAUCUUCACAUAAUUGAACAAAACACUAAAAGCAACUGGGGUAAGCAUUUCUUAGAAUGCAGUUAUUUUGUUCACCUGGUUUAAAAAUGUUUGCUGUUUAAAAAUAAAAAAAAAAAAGUCUGUUUAUUGUGACUAAAAUAAAUAAAUAAAUAAAUAAAUAAACCAACAAAAAAUACUGAAAGGAGAAAAAAGGAAGGAAAAAAAUAAAAAGCUUCUCUGCACUAGAUGGUGGGAGCUAUCUGUUCAAGACUGAGCUGUAAUCACAAAUGAAAAAGAACAAAUCUGAAAUAUGUUUUCACGCAUUUGCAUGUGGCCAUUAUUUUCUAAGCUAUGGAAAGAAAGAGUCUUGUUGCUGUCUGAGAAGCACUUCACACACUUCCUCUCUCUUGUUCUGAACGGUGUUUGUGUAGGUCUGCAGCUGUGUCUGGUAUUAUGUCUUAUAAUCCUGAAUCACUUAUAUUCUAUCCAGUCAUAUCUACCAUAGAAAAGUAGUUUCCAGUGAAAGUAAUAUGUAGUGCUUUUAUGAUAUUUGUGUGCAAUAUCUGCUCUUCCACUGAGGAUAUUUGAUGUAAAGGAAACAAACUCAGUUCCACAAUAAAAUACAAAAGUGGUAAA
Molecule: messenger RNA, 11659 nt
Organism: Anas platyrhynchos (mallard)
Lineage: Eukaryota; Metazoa; Chordata; Aves; Anseriformes; Anatidae
Product: microtubule-associated protein 1B
Biological process (GO): microtubule cytoskeleton organization; axonogenesis; regulation of microtubule depolymerization
Cellular component (GO): neuronal cell body; dendrite; microtubule
Molecular function (GO): microtubule binding; actin binding
Source: RefSeq, a predicted model, not a curated record